Molecule: messenger RNA, 744 nt
Organism: Gregarina niphandrodes
Lineage: Eukaryota; Apicomplexa; Conoidasida; Eugregarinorida; Gregarinidae
Product: putative RNase HI in long-term repeat retroelement Ty3/gypsy family protein
Exons: 1
Coding region: 1-744 (247 amino acids)
Source: RefSeq, a predicted model, not a curated record
AUGUUCGGUUACUAUCGGAGUUUCAUCCCUAACUAUGCUGCACUAACGAUCCCACUCACAAGACUGAUGAAAGGCAAAGCGGAAUUUGUAUGGGGAACAGAACAAGAAACAGCAUUUUUACAGCUCAAGGAUAAACUCGGAAAGGCUGUUUUAUCAAAUGAAUGGCAGGAGGGCGAGAUCAUUGUAGAGACCGAUGCUAGCGACUACGCCGUCGCUGGAGUUCUCUCUUUCGACAAGGAGGGAAUGAUUGUCCCUGUGGAGUUUAUGAGUAAGACGCUAUCAGAAGUAGAGCAGCGGUGGCCCACAAGAGAGAAGGAAGCUUUCGCGAUUGUCGUAGCACUAAGGAAGUUUGAUACAUUUUUACGUGGAAGAAGAGUUACAGUGUUCACCGACCACAAGAGUUUACAAAGGAUGUUAGAAGCUAAGAAAGGAAAGAUUGCACGGUGGGCCACAACCCUUCAAGAGUAUGAUCUGGAUGUCAAACAUAAAAGUGGACGAGAGAUACUUCAUGUGGAUGCACUGAGUCGUCUUCAUCAAGAUGAGUCUUUGAUUGAAGAUCGAAUGAUUUGUCGAGCAGAAUUAGAGUAUGCUGGCUCCUCUUUGCCUACUCUACAAAUGAUUCAAGCUAUCCAGGGAUCACCUCCUCAAGAAGUUCGAGAUAAAUUUGGACUGACCCUAAAGCAGGGACUUCUGUUCAAACAAGGCCGAGUUUUCAUCCCCGAAGGACAUGCGAAGACGUUUUGA